Molecule: messenger RNA, 681 nt
Organism: Naegleria fowleri
Lineage: Eukaryota; Heterolobosea; Eutetramitea; Acrasida; Naegleriidae
Exons: 1
Coding region: 1-681 (226 amino acids)
Source: RefSeq, a predicted model, not a curated record
AUGUCAAAGAUAACAAAAAGUCACUUUAGUCUUCUGCUCCUGGUACUGGUCGUCGCGGCUGCUUUUCUGACACUUUUCAACAACCAUAUUGUCCUCAUUGAAUGUACCGAAACCACCGAAACACUUUCACACUCGUCAUCGCCAUCAUUGGAAGAACCUCCAUCAUCGGAAUCUCCAUCACCACCAUUGAAAAAAAAGAAUUUCAAUGAUCAUCCUAGUUUUGAAUUUGAGCCACAUCCAUUCCGAUAUGUCUUUCCUGAUUUUAUGGCCUGUGAUUCCAAUAUUACUUCUAUUCGGACCUUUCUCGUAGUGUUAACAGGAAAAACCAAAGACAAACAAGAAAAACGACAACUCAUUGAAAAACAAAAAUCAAAAUUUUCAACUAUUUUGGUGGAGAAUAUUGAAGAGUUACGACAGCAACCUCAUCGUGUGAAGGAGCAUGAAGCACAAUUUACCAAAUUGGUAGAUUUCAUUUUUAAUGUCGAUUUAACACCUGCGAAAGUGUGUCAAUAUGUCUAUGAUACAGUUUUUGAGUAUGAUAUGAAGAAAUUGGGUAAAACGGUGGUGCAUUCGAAAGAAGAAUACGAGAGAGUGGUGAAGGAGAAGCAACGAGAGAGGGAAGAGAAGGAAAAGAAGAAGGAGGGAGUAAAAUUUCCAAAUAAAGAAAAGAAUGAACUGUAG